Entrophospora sp. SA101 is the source of this 246-nucleotide messenger RNA. Lineage: Eukaryota; Fungi; Glomeromycota; Glomeromycetes; Entrophosporales; Entrophosporaceae. The record is from the annotation of a GenBank genome assembly.
UUCAAGAAAAGAAAUACAAAUUUAGAAACUGGUCAUUCAAAUUGGAUAAUUUUGGAACUUAUUAAAAAAAAUAUUCAAAAUAGACGUGAUUAUACUAAAAGAAAAGAAAAGAAAAGAGCCAAUAAAAUUGAUAAUGAUGAUGUUUCUGGUGGUAACUUUGCUCCUGGUGGUAACUCCGCUCUUAAUGGUGAUAAUUCUGCUCCUAACAGUGGUGAUUCUGCUGUUUCUGGUGGUAAUAAAAUUUAA